Porites lobata is the source of this 4465-nucleotide messenger RNA. The record is from the annotation of a GenBank genome assembly. Lineage: Eukaryota; Metazoa; Cnidaria; Anthozoa; Scleractinia; Poritidae.
AUGGUUUAUCGAGCACGAGUUCUAAGAGGUUUAGCCUUCACUCAGAUGAUAUUUGGUUCUUCAAUGAUAGUAGCCGGUAUAACAAGCAUUUAAGGAGCUAUAGAUCACUGGUCUACUAAGGCUGGUUUUGGAAUAUGGGUUGGCAUUUGGGUGAGUAAAAUUAUUAACUCUCUAGGAUUUAAUUGUAUCAAGAGUAAAAUCUAGUAAGUACCUCAUAUUUAAGCUUACUUUUGCGUCACGUUUUUCAUUAAAUUCAUGGGACAGAUCUAUGAUAAAAUAUGCUAUUCACAAGAGUGAUUCUUCACUUGUUGUUUGUAAGACUCACGUUUUGAGUAAGUGAACAUGAAUUUCAGAACUCUUUCUGAACAUUCUAUACUGGAAACAAAUAAAUAAAAGGUUUAGUUUUCGGCAAAAAAAAACAAUGCUGUUGCGUUGACAAAAAGUGAAAAAUACCGUAUGGUAAAUAGACUUAAUCAACUCAGUAAUAAUAUCUAAAAGGUGACCUUUAAAGCGCUACUCCUUCGGUCCGACGAAGAGCUGGCUCGUGUUUGACAGCUAUAAGAGGCACAUCAACUCCCACUAUAGGUAAUUUGUGAAACAUGAAUUUAGUUUGUAAGUUUGAAAAGCAGGGAUUUUCACCUUGCCUCUAUCAUCAAGCUUGGUUUUUAGGUGGCUCGCAUCUGAAGGUGAAUUUGUGCACGGCAAGACUUUAUUUAAGUAGAGUUUCCAUGGCAACUCUUCGGUGACGUCUUUGCUUUCACCACUUCAAUUUUUCAGACGAAAGAAACAUUUACUCGAUAAAUUAAGUCUUCUUGGGAGUAUCUUCUGGUUGGAAAGGAUGGUGUUAACAGUGGAAUAGCACUAAAUGAACACCAACGUAUGUAAAAAUUUAAAGCGGAAGUAAAUGAACUGUACGUGCGUAAACGCGUACGCGGACUUCCUGUUUGCACGUUUUUUUACUGGUGUAAGGUAAAUUUACGCAAAUUUCACGUACAAAGGGAAAAUAUGAAUUUGAUUUGAAUUGAAGGUAAAAACGAGAAUUUGGUUUUAUUAACUACUCGGGGCCGACCAUUUUACUUUUGAGGGGAGUAUGCGGUUAAUUGUAGAAAAAAAUAUCCUGCCGACUGAUUUCGAGGGAAAAAAAUUCUUGCAAGGAAAUACCUUGGGGAAAAAAUUUCCUACACUUUCAUGGCUUAUAAUCCUGGAAAAAAAUCUUCCACCGUUACAUUGUAUGGCGGGGAAAAAAAUCGAUCUAUCACCAGAGGUUGGGAGAAAAACAAAUUCUCACCGAAACCAAAUUACUAUAGUCCCCGCCUCCUUAACUCCCCCCACCAAUUAACCCAUACCUUCCCCCCCGGACAAAAGUCAAAUGAAAAUUUAAAAGAAUGCAGACAAGAUCAUCACAUUUAAGUACGCAACUUAUGCAUUUGGGAAAUUAAACCUUCAUUUAUUUCUUCAUUUCGCUGUUCAAAAACAUAUUAUUCAUAUAUUCAUUAUUUCUGGCUUAAUCGGCUUAGAGCGGCUUCUGUCUUAUGACUGGGGGUCUAAAAUAUACGAUACUGCUAUCGGCUGUGAUAAUGCUCGAGGCAGACACUCAGGGGACAGGUGUCAACAGCACUGCUUUUCAGACUGAUAAACGACUCCGAAAUUAAUCUUUAAUUCCACAAUUUGGAAAGCUUCUUUUAUUAAGAUCAUUAUCUAUUAAAAAUUUUCCAUUUCCAACAAUGUAUCGAUUUUUUUACCUCCGAAAUAUUAAUGAACAAUCUUGCUGAUUCCAAGUUGUGUCAUGUGCGUCGUAUUGUAAGCUGUUAGGUGCUGAUCAGUGGAUUGUUAGGGUGCAUUGGUGCAAAAGAUGUUACAAUCCCAAAUAAAUGCAUGGUUAGUAUCCUUUCUAUUAUUUCAGCAGAUCUUGUUUUGAAUGUACAAAACCUAACCCCAGAAAGCCUAAGAAUCACCGCUGCCUGUUUAUCUGCGUGGUAGCCCUGGCUUUGAUCCCAACAGUGAUGAUGCUCCCAGUUGGUUUGUUAACUCAAGAGGUAGAGCGCUGCACCGGUAUUACAGGGGUCACGGCGCUGGUGGGUGCAACUCCUGUGCUAGCCUUUUUUUUAGAGUUUCUUUUCGCAGUUGCCAAAAUUGCGUCCACAACUGUGAUAAUGUUCUUCACAUUUAAGAACUGCCUUGUUUACAUUUAUGGUACUCCUUUUCUAUUAAAUCUAUAUAGUUCUAACCUUUGAGUAUGAAGACACGAAAUAUUCUGUUGCGUUAUUGUGUGGCCAUUUAAAUAAAAAUCCUGUUCACCAGCGCAUACGCUACGUAAUAUUUUCCGUUUAUAUGGCAAAAUUAAUUUGGUAAUUACAAUUUGCGAUAAUUCUUAAAAUUUGAACUUGCCCUUUGCCAUCUAUUAAACUGGCAGUUUUAUUUAAUUCGCGACCAGAGUGGCACAGCAAACGAAUUUGAAGGGUAGCAAUAAAUUAUCAGGUGAUCUUUAUUAAUAGUCAUUUUUGCAUCUGUCCACAGAUUGGAUGUUUUAUGGGAUUCUCCAUCACUGCUUGUAUCAUUGCUGGAAUCAUGUUCAUCUGCUACUGCGUUACUCUUCAAGAGCUUUCCCACAUUACUCAUUGCAGGGCUGAUAAUUUUUGGUGGAGUCUUGACACGUACUGUUACUCACGUUCUGAACGAAAUAAAGCCUCAUUUGGUUUAGAGGUGGGAUCUUGUCAACUGACCUUUUCCGUGGUGGUUUUCUUUGUUGCCCUUGCUUCAUCCAUCUACUGCUGCAAAGCAGUGUGCUGUGGAGUUCCUCCUAUAGGCAGAGUAAGUAGCAUAUAAUGAUUCUCAUUUGAUUUUCUCUAUCAUGGUAUUCGUUACUUCGCCCCGUAUAAGGGAAUCCAAGACAGUCUUGGAUUCUGAAUUCCACACCUCGGAUGCCGGGUUACAGGUAUUAGAUCCGUGUCUUUGUCGGGGGAAGUUGGAUUCUGUAUUCCAGAUCGUUGGUGGGAUUCCGGAUUCCGUGAGCUGUAUUUUGGAAAACAAAGCCCAGGAUUCGGGAUUCCAUAAGCAAAAUUUUUCCUAGAUUUCGGAUUCCAGAAGCAAAAAAUUCCCGAAUUCCGGAGUCCACAUUCCAUAACAUGCGGCGAGGUACUUGUCGUGAACUGUGGUGCCUUUGUGUAGCCCUUUCCUACCCAUUGAUUUCAUUCGAAUAAGGCUUUCUGUCAUCAUGAAUUCAUAGGUCGGACACGGAAUUAAAAUACAAUUGGGAGCGGCUAUCUUUAGAACUAAUUACUGGCUCGAAGCUGACGUGUUCAGAAUUAAUGUGCAUGGAAGCCGUUCGUUGCUUGAUCGUGCCCGUUAUCUUGACAAGUCACUAACCUGAGAUCAGGCCCAAUUUAAGCGUUUCGUUUCGCCUUGCCCGCCGGAAUGCAAUUUUCAAAGCAAAAGGAAAAUAGAGCCUGAUCUCAGGUUAACAAGUCACAGAAGAGUACCAUUGAUAUCGAUGCCUCUGUGUUGGUAUCGGGUGCGGUUCCUUUUGAAUUUUAAUGUGUGAUUUAAACGAUUUGGGGGAAAAGUCAUUAAGAUUUUAAAAAGGGAUAAUUCUGUUAACAUUUUAGGUUGCCUCUCAGCAAGUUAUGUGUAUUCCUCCUCAACAAAUCUACCCAGGAGGCCAAGCUGGCGUUGUAGUUAUUCAACCAAGUGGUGCCAUAGCAAGUACUUCUCAUUUUUACCUUUUUGCUGCAGGACAGCAAACAGUCUUCUUACCUCCACUGGUAGCUAUUGCUUCUAGCUAGCAAAAAACAAUUAUGUAACGAAAGUACCGUCAAUGAUUACAAUAGUUUUGUGUAAAUUUCAUCGACCGACUCAAUACUUUGAACAUUAUUUUUGGAUGGUAUCUCAUAUGUACUAUCACUUAGCCGCGUUGGAAGUUUGUAUUGUACGUAAUGGAACUAAGUUUCUCCCCGUCCACCACGUCUCAACUAGUACGUUUCCCUCCCUUUUUUCAAGUCAACCUUGAUUAUAUUCAAAUAUCUGAAACCGUUUUUAACAGAAAGAAGCAAGGGAGCAUGAGAGACCUCCACCAUAUUCCUACAGUGCAGGGAAUGGAAAUGCUGUACCAUCAACUGCGUCUGUAAACGGUGCUGCUGAGGAUGUGCAUCUCCCAUAUUCAUUCAGUGAACAGACAGGCAAUGUCCCACUAUCUGCGGCAUCUGUAAGCGGUGCUACUGAGGAUGUGCAUCUACCAUAUUCAUACAGUGCACGGACAGGAAAUGCUCUACCAUCAACGGCGUCAGCAAGCGGUGUCACUGAGGUUGUGCAUCUACCAUAUUCAUACAGUGCGCGGACAGGCAAUGUCCCACCAUCAGCGGCGUCUGUAAGCGGUGUUACUGAGGAUGUGCAUCUACCAUAUUCAUACAGUGCACGGACAAUCAAUGUCCCACCAUCAACGGGGUAUACAGGCGCUGUCAAUGAGGAU